GAGCUGUAAAUGAGGAUCUGUAUAUUAUCAUGAGUGUUGAUGUCGAUGAGUGACGCUCCGCUCUCCUCUCAGGAUGAAGCACUUCUCCUAUAUUCCUGAUCCAUCCAAGUUCUUCGGAGAUCUGAACUCCAGCCACGGGGGGAAUUUUAAGGCGUGGCUGGGCCCGGUUCUGCUCCGCGAGAGCUUCAUCACUGCAGACUCGGAGCUGGUCAGUCCAGUGGAGGUGUUGAGGCUGCAGGACGCCUGUGACUCUCUCAGCACACACUCACACACACACAGCGGCCCGAUGGACGGGUGGGAUAAAUCCAGCAAAUCCUCCGACUUCUCCAACUCCACAUACUUCCUGUCGCAGAGCUCCAGGGGCCCCGGGCACGCUCUAGAGCCCUGCUCCGCGAACUCCUCAUACGGGCCCGCAGGGGGCAUCAGCGGCCUGGAGACGCAGCGCAGCGCACACGAUGGCGGUGUUCCGGAUCAGCAAACGGAUCUGCUGCAGCUGGAGCGGCUCCGGCAGGACACUCAGAGUCCAGACUCAGGCUUCGCUGGUGGGGCAGAGGACAGCAUGGAGGAGAGCGAGCUGCCCAGUCCUCUGCCCAUCAGUCCUUUGUCCAUAAGUUCUCUGCCCAUCAGUCCUCUGCCCAUCAGCCUGCUGCCACUGAAGCUGCCUGCGCCGCAGCCCAUAAUAAUGCCCCCACUGCUGGGCUUCAGCUGCACCACUGCUCUGCUUCAGCCACUGGAGCUCCUGAACACCUGCGGGCCCGUCCUGCCCUCCAGCGGAGACUACAGACCUGUCAAGAGUUUACAGAACAACCACUGAACAGACUGACCCCAGAUCAGGCGGAAUGAGUGACCACUGAUAGAGAGAGACUGACCUCAGAUCAGCUGGUGUAAGUGACCACCGACUAAUUCACUGGAUGUAACGAUUCACUGAGUCAUUUGAGAAUCGAUUCAAAGAUGUGAUGAUUCAGUUCAGUUCAGCAGGAGAAAUCAACAUGGAAAAACAAACACCACAUAGAAAUCUGAUGCACAAGUUUACAUAUGUGGAUUGCAUACAUAUAAGGAAAUGUAAUAUGUGGAACAUAAACAUUUUAAAAUAUUGCAAAAAUGAAAUGUCCGUUUCCAUAUUAUUUUUCACCCAUUAGAAUUAGAUACAGAUAGAUCAAUAGUGUAGAUAGAAAUAAUAAUAUAAUUACUUUUCUAAUAAUAUAAAUAAUGUAAACAGUUAAUAAUAUGCUGAUUUUUUUAAAAACAUUUUUACGUUAAAAAGGUAAAAAAAAAUCUCAGCUAAGAAAAAGCACAACUAAUAUAUUAGUUUCUUUAAAUUGAAGGUUUUUUAUAUUAUCUGGUAUUUAUUAAUUUAUUUGAUUAGGAAUUUGUUUUAAAAUUUCAAUUAUGCAUGUUAUUCUAUAAAAUACAUGUUUCUUAUUUUACACAUAAAUCUGCAGUAUUUUACAUCAUUUCUUCAUCAAAGGG
Danio rerio (zebrafish) is the source of this 1470-nucleotide messenger RNA. Lineage: Eukaryota; Metazoa; Chordata; Actinopteri; Cypriniformes; Danionidae. The record is from RefSeq and is a predicted model, not a curated record.